ACAUCAGUCCUUUAAGGGUUUCAAGAUGUUCAGGAGUGUUGCUUGUUUGGCGCUGGCUUUAUCAGGUUGGUGUGUGGGUGAGGAUGUCUUACCCCCGGGGCCUCUGAACGGCGCUGUGGCCGGCGCGGUGACGUUCACCACUACGCUCAAACCCCCUCAGAGUGUGUUCCUCUCAGUCCGCUGGAGCUUCAAAGACAACAACAUCAUCACCUCCACCAGCACUGAUAUCAUUGAUCCCAAGUACGCCAACCGGAUCUCCUUGGACCGCGCCACGGGGACCCUGGAGCUCAGGAACCUGGUGCUGGAGGACACCGGGGAGUACACCGUCACCAUCAUACCGGACGCGGGGCUCCCCAAACAGGGGAAGGCCACACUGAAUGUGUAUGCGCUGAUAACUGAAGCCACCAUCCGCAGCCCCGCAGCCGUCUUGAUAGAAGGCAAAAGCUCCACCAACCUCAGCUGCGAGGCCCUCGGCUCCAUCAGCACCAGAGAGUGGACGAAGGACGACCGGCCGCUCCUCCCGAGUGGGAGGGUGACCUUCUCCGCGAACAACAAGACGGUGUUCCUGCAGCCGGUUCACAGCUCCACCCGCGGCACCUACCAGUGUCGAGUCAGCAACCCGGUCAGCACCGUGACGGCGGCCCGAGAUCUCACUGUCAACUAUGGUCCACAUAACAUAUCGAUUAUUGGACCGUCAGAAGCAGCACCGGGCCAGAGAGUCGCACUGCAGUGCACAGCAGACUCCGUCCCACCAGCCAACUUCAGCUGGAUGUUCAACGGCAACGACACGCGUGUAAAUAACUCUGUGUACACCAUAGAGCGGUUUGAGGUACAACGCAUAGGGAAUUACACCUGCACUGCCAGAAAUAUGGUGACUAUGCUGGAAAACUCCACAGUUCUGAACCUGAGAGCAUCCUGCAGUGCUCCCCAGUGGUCGUAUUUAUUGCUUCUCAUCAGCGCAAUGAUUAGGAGUUAUAUCCGUAUUGAGGUUGUGGUUUUGCUGUUCUUUGAGUUUUCCACUAAAGCCCCGGCAAAGCAGAUCGACCUCUUCGUAACAACAAUGAAAACAUCCAGCAAAGCACUUCUCACAGUUCUGAAGAUGGUUUUUGUUUCAUUGAUAUCAGCACAACAAGUCAAAGUCCUGCCUGAAGUGAGGGGAUACCUCGGCCAAGAUGUCACCCUGCCGUGCCAAUUCAUCUCAGGGUCAAAAGACACCGUUGUGUCUCAUGAAUGGGAGCUCCAAACACCAGAAGGAAUGGAAAUCCAAAUUGCUGUUUCUAACAUCAGAUUAGGAGUUACUGUUCCAGACUCGUUUCGGAAGGGGAGAGUAGAGAUUAAAGAACAAUCUCUGAUAAUCCACAAAGUGGAAAUGAAAGAUGCAGGAAGUUACACCUGCACCAUUACAACCUUUCCUAGUGGUUCAUUUAAAGGAUCCACCCAGCUUCAUGUUCAAGAUGGCUCUGGAGGUCUUUCGGUUGGGGCCAUUGUUAGAAUAGUUAUCCUUUGUUUAGCAACUUCUUCUCUAGCAGCGGGUGGCGGCUACUAUAUUUAUAAGAAAAGAAUCAACAAGAACGAUACGCCCCGUCCAGAAAGUAACGUUAAAGAGUCACACCGGGGAGCUGAGUGGGCGGAGCCAAAUUUUCCCAGAACGGCUGUUGUUUGUACGACAGAACUAGAGGAAUCUGUGUACGAGAACACAUACAACGUACAUGACAACUGAAGAAAAACAACUCAAUCGUCUAUUCCUUAAAAAGCAGGCUACUUGAAAGACGAAGAGCUCUGCAAAAACAACAACAACAACGACAAAUUUAUUCCCAAAUAACCCGACAUCAGUGUUUUAAAGAGUCCGUCCGUGAAGAUACCGCCGCGUCGGGUGACACCUGCAGCUGCCACACCUCAUGAGGACCCGAUGGUUAACGUUAGCGUUACAGACACCUGACUGUUACCUGGUCAGUGAGAGGAGCAUUUUCAGGAUAAGAUUACAUAAAUCAGGCUUUUCGGUUACAUCUUCCGCCACAAACUAAAGACACACCUCUUCAGACUGUACCUUGACUAAAAAGACUAACAAAUUGUAGCACUUAAAUUGUACUUAUAAUGGCUCUUAUCUGUAACAAGAUGUAAAUCAGCUUAUUGAUGAAAUUGCGCAUUCUUGUUUCUUGUUCUUUUGAGUUUGUAUCCUCAUGGUUGAAAUGCACUUGUUGUAAAUUGCUUUGGAUAAAAGCGUCAGCUAAAUGACAUGUAAUGUAAUGUUUCACUGCUUCAAUUGAUCGAAAUUCUGAUUAUGAGUAAUAGAUAUUGAUCCGCCCAUACACAGAUUCACACACUUAUGCAAUUAACUUGUUUGCGAUACUUUGUCAGGCUCGUAGCCCUCACAGGGGGGCGGUUUCACUUGUUGCCAUGAUGAAUAAAUAAAAUAAUAAUAGAUGAAUAACUUACAUAAAAAUCCCAAUUGAGAUAAACCAUAGAAUGUGUCAAUUGAUACUGAAGUUUUAUGUAUAUUGAUGUGUAUUCAAUAAACACUUUAUGU
Messenger RNA from Pungitius pungitius (ninespine stickleback), 2527 nucleotides. Its product is annotated as carcinoembryonic antigen-related cell adhesion molecule 5-like. The coding region runs from base 26 to 1720 and encodes 564 amino acids. The record is from RefSeq and is a predicted model, not a curated record. NCBI's taxonomy places the organism in Eukaryota, Metazoa, Chordata, Actinopteri, Perciformes, Gasterosteidae. The transcript has 14 exons.